Molecule: messenger RNA, 759 nt
Organism: Cyprinodon variegatus (sheepshead minnow)
Lineage: Eukaryota; Metazoa; Chordata; Actinopteri; Cyprinodontiformes; Cyprinodontidae
Product: ependymin-2-like
Exons: 6
Biological process (GO): cell-matrix adhesion
Cellular component (GO): extracellular region; lysosome
Molecular function (GO): calcium ion binding
Source: RefSeq, a predicted model, not a curated record
GUGAGCUCUCUGGUUGUUUGUUGUUGCUGCAGAGAGAAGUCAGCCUGACAACAUGAGAGCUCUGGCCCUGCUUGUGUGCCUGUCAGUCGGCUGCCUGGCUCAGAGGCCCCAGCCAUGCUCCUCCCCAGCUUUGCUGACUGGUUCCCUUACUAUAUCGACCCAAGAUGAGAAAUGGGUAGCCGUUGCCAAGUACAUUUAUGAUGCCCUGGGACAGCGUAUAUGUCUUAGAGAAAUCGGAUCCUACGAUAACAAAACUUUCACUCUGAAUGUGCUUCUUCUGUACAGACAGGGAGUUCUGUACAAGAUCAGCGAGAGAAACAAAACGUGCGAGAAGAAGCGUCUGAACAGAGAUUUCCAUCCACUGGCCAUUCCAAAGGAUGCUAACCUGCUGGGUCAGGCUGUGUUGGGCAGCUCUUCAGGACCUGGACAGGGAGUCCUGGUAAACACAUGGAUCGGCCAGUUAGAGAUGAAAAACAGAACAGCAAAGUACAUGAGCACUGUGACUGAGUUUGGCUGUGUUCCAAUCAGCACUCUGGUCCAUACCCCAAAAAAUGGAUGGAUGGUGACCAGGUCAGUGAAUUUACUCCAGCCUGACAUGUUAAACUCCGAACCUGAGGAGGAGGAGGAGGAUGCUGAUGAUGAAGAGGGCAACAACCAAGACGAGAGGGAUGAACGGGAGGAUGACGGACGGAGGGAUGACGGCGAUGCGCUAUUUUCUCUGGACUCUUGUGCUGUGCUCGCUCUCCUCGCGCGCUCAAG